Lutzomyia longipalpis is the source of this 7832-nucleotide messenger RNA. RefSeq names its product cadherin-87A. Gene Ontology annotation, molecular function: calcium ion binding. The transcript is spliced from 15 exons. The coding region runs from base 459 to 6431 and encodes 1990 amino acids. Lineage: Eukaryota; Metazoa; Arthropoda; Insecta; Diptera; Psychodidae. The record is from RefSeq and is a predicted model, not a curated record. Gene Ontology annotation, biological process: homophilic cell-cell adhesion. Gene Ontology annotation, cellular component: plasma membrane.
UCUUGUGGGAUCGACAGCGCGUGCGUGUACGGUUGUAAAGUGAAUGCCAAAUUGUUGUACACAAAUUGGCACAGUGUGCACCGAAAAAAGUGUCACAAACCGCCCUGUGGAUUGUGCGUGAGUGUUUUUGGGGUGAAAUUGGGUGCAAAAAUGCCCCAAUUUUGGUGAAAAAAACACCCCAAAAUUGGUUGUGAGAGUUAAUCUUGCCAGCAUCACAUAGCGCUGUGAUUGUUCUCCCAUUCACCUGGAAUGUGGUGCUUCGGUAGAAUUAGUUGGAUCGCUUCUCAACUUGUGUGGAUUAGCAGUGCAAUUGAGUGUAUUGAAUAAUCCCUAAACUAAUUACAUAUUAAUUCUCUCUGUGUGGAGCUACAUCCGUGGCAUUGCUCUUUUUUCCUGCAUGCACCGAAGGCGGGUGUACCUAAAUUGGAUAUUCCUGCACCAUCAUUAUCCUCUCCACAAUGAUUUCGCGGUGGAUUUUUUUGUGGAUCUUCGUGUGGACUUUAAUCCUCGAUGGAGGUGAAUGCAAUCUUCCACCUGUUUUCACCCAGGAUAUGAAUAAUCUUGCCCUGUCAGAAUCUACUCCUGUGGGUACGAUUGUAUACCAAUUGGAGGGUUACGAUCCGGAGGGCGAGGAAAUUUCCUUUGGUAUCGUCGGAUCAGAUAAUUUCAUGGUGAAUCCGAGGACAGGAGAAGUGGAAAUCGUUAAAGCACUGGACCGUGAGGAUCAGGACACACUCCACUUCCUCGUCACCAUCAAGGAUAAAGUGAAUGGGACAUGGGAAUCUGAGAAUGAUAAUCGUGUCGAGGUGCCAAUCAGUGUUAUUGUUCUCGAUGAGAAUGACAAUGCUCCGGAAUUUCAGAAUGUGCCAUAUGAGACGGAAGUACUAGAGGACGCUGAAAUUGGGACAACAGUCUUUGACCAGAUUCACGUGACGGAUCGUGAUAUCGUGGGUGAAAAUCUUGAUAUAACAUGUGUACCCAACAGUCAGAAUCCGGACGCGUGUACAGUUUUCACAUUGAAAAUUCUCAAGAGCGAGCAAGAUAUUCUGAGGGCAGCUGUAGUGCUUACAGGCAAACUGGACUAUAAUGAACGGAUGAUUUAUCAGAUUGAGCUCAAAGCUACGGAUGAUGUUCACAUUUCAACAGCCAGUUUGGAGAUCAGGGUGAGGGAUGUUCAGAAUUCUCCGCCCGUAUUUCAAGGCUCAUUGGCAUCGGUAAUCAAUGAAGACAGCCCCAUUGGGACGCUUGUGAUGACUAUUCAAGCAAGAGAUGGGGACCGGGGGCAGCCCCGGAAGAUACUCUACGAAUUAGUUUCAAAUCCCAUGGACUACUUUCUUCUCGACUCCAAGACGGGUGAACUGCGAACGGCCAAGCCACUAGACAAGGAAGCCCUUCCCGAUGCCACAGGUCUUGUCUCACUCACUGUACGGGCACGAGAAUUAGUGGAUGGAAUGCCGGGGAAUGAUCCCCUAACCAUGGCAACUACCCAGGCAUCCGUAACAAUACGCGAUGUGAAUGACUCACCACCCACAUUCAAUCAAAAUGAAUAUUUUGUGUCGCUGAACGAAAAUACAGCACCUAGAACUCCACUUCCACUCGAAAUGAGUGUCUCAGACCCGGAUGUGGGUCAAAACUCAAUUUUCUCCCUGAGAUUGAACGACGUAUCUGGGGUAUUUGAUGUUGAACCAAAACGUGUUGUAGGUUCAUCACAAGUUAGCAUAAGAGUUGCCAAUGGAACUCUCGACUAUGAGAAUCCCAAUCAGAGGAAAUUCAUUGUACUUAUUAUUGCUGAAGAAACCGAGACAGAGCAUAAAUUAUCAUCAACAGCCACCCUGACAGUCUCCGUAACGGAUGCCAAUGAUAACCGUCCUACAUUUGAACAUGACUCCUACUCAGCUACGGUUUCUGAGACCGCCCAUGCAGGUCAGCUUGUGACUACAAUCACAGCAAGGGACCUUGAUUCGGGAGAUUUUGGGGAUAGGGGUAUUCGGUACUCACUUUCUGGCACAGGAGCUGAACUAUUUCACGUUGAUGCCAUAACUGGAGCCAUCACCGUGGCUGAAUGUCAUCCAUCGGAAAUGUCUGAGGGACAGAGAAGGCGGAGAAGGGAUAUCCCAAUGAGUUCAUCAGAGGAGGUAGAUCCCCUCAAUGAUGCCAAGAAAGUUAACAUCACCUACGUUGGCCAAACUGGAGUACUUCCGGUGGAAAUGUCAAGGACUGAGUCAUCAAAAGACUUUGUAACCUACCACGUUAGUGGAUCUGACUAUCAAGAUUUAUUUAGUUCAGCCAGUGGGGAGAAUCAAAAUACAAUUUCGGGAGAUUCGAGGGAAUCCUUUGAGAGUACAACCUUUGGUCAGACAACGGACUACACAACAGAUUUUACAACAGAAAUCCCCAUGAAUACCGAAGUUCCCGCAAUGGUGGCAAAUUUUGGUCCCGGAAAAGCUCCGUGCUUGGACUAUGAAACCCAUCCGGUUUACUAUCUGUCAUACAAAGCCAUUGAUGACCUAGGACGUGGUCAGACGUCAGUUGUAUCCCUCAGGAUCUCCUUAAUGGAUGCCAAUGAUUCCCCACCUGUGUGUGAGAGUCCUAUCUACAGAGCAUCUCUCGAUGAAGGGGCAACAUUCUUUGAUCCACCCUUGUUUGUGAAAGCUCGUGAUCCUGAUGCAAUGUCCGACAUAACGUAUAGGAUCAUUGGAUCUGAAACAAUUAAAUCCCUCUUCAUGAUCGAUAAGCGAUCAGGUCAGCUUAGCAUUGCAAAGAACGUUACUCUAGAUGUGAAUCACAUUCAUUCGGAAAAUGUACGCUUUCCCGUUGAAGCUAGCGAUGGUUUGUUCACAACGCUAUGCGAUGUAAAUAUCACCAUUAGGGAUGUUAACAAUCAUGCACCUCAGUUUACAAGGGAUUCUUACGUGGUUACAAUUGCCGAGAACUCCCCUAUAGGAACAAGCGUGGAACGCGUGUCAGCAAUUGAUUUGGACACGGGGAUCAAUGCGGAGAUUCGCUUCCGUCUCCAAUCAGGAAGCUUUGAUGAUUUUACAAUUGAAAAUCGAACUGGUGUAAUUUCAAUAGCAAGAAAGUUGGACUACGACAGAAGGAAUACGUAUCAAAUGGAAGUUGUGGCCUCAGACUUGGGAACACCUAGCCUUUCGGGAUCAUCUACGGUCACAGUUAGCAUUCUCAAUAGCAACGACAAAGCACCCUACUUCACACCUGCUACACAGAGAGCUGAAAUUGCUGAAGAUGCAGAUGUGGGGACACUUGUUCACACCCUUGUGGCAAUUGAUCCGGACAUUGUAUCGAGUGAGGCUCUAGAUUAUGCAGCUACGGACCCUAUUACGGCUGUUGAUAAGGACGGGAAGGAGGUGCUUACUGGCACGGAGGAAUUUAAGGAUGUCUUCAGUGUGGAAAAGAAUGGGAAUGUGCGAAUUAAUAAGAAAUUAGACCGAGACCUAUUUGCCGUGAUUCGGAUCACUGUGCUCGUUACGGAUACAACAGCUCCAUCCAUUCAGCAAGGACGAGGACUUUUGGUCAUUACAAUCAUUGAUGUUAAUGAACUUCCUCCGAUCUUUGCCGCCCCAUGGUCACCAUCGGAACCAAAAUAUACGUUCCAAAUGAGGGAGGAACAACCGGUAGGGACCAUUCUAACAACGCUCCAAGCAACGGACGCGGAUUCAACAGUUGGAAAAUACCAAUUGGACCGUGGAAAUGAUUUCUUUGACAUCGACGAAAUUACUGGCGUAAUCCGGACAAAGGCGCGGAUUGAUUAUGAGACCAUUAAACAAAUCCACUUUAAUGCAACCGUUACCGAUACUGGAGUACCUCAACUUACAUCCACAGCCAUGAUUACGGUGGAUGUAAUCAAUGAGAAUGACAACGAUCCCCAAUUCAACGAAACAGUUUAUUACUUUGAAGUUCCGGAGAAUUCUCCACGAGGAACCAUCAUUGGUCGCGUGGUGGCUUCGGAUGCCGAUGAAGGACCUUUCGGGGAGAUUACAUACAGCCUUGUUGGCGAGCAGAGUACAUUUUUCAGUAUAGAUCCCGAUACAGGAUCAAUUGUUGUGCAGGAUUCCGCAGGAUUGGAUCGUGAGCGUGAACCUGAGGUCUCCUUCACAGUCGUAGCAAUGGAUAGAGGUCCUGCCCCAACAAGACGCUCAACAGCCAUUCCCGUUCACAUACGCAUUCAGGAUGUGAAUGACAAUGCUCCGGCAUUUACGCAGGAUAAGUAUCAAGCAGCUGUUGCGGAAAAUGCCGCUCUCAAUCCUCCAGCAGCUAUACUCCAGGUGUCAGCAACAGAUCCCGAUGAGGGAGACGCAGGAACCGUCCGUUACUACAUUCUUUCCGGGAAUGAUGCUGGAAUGUUUAGGCUUGACUCCAGCACUGGGAUUCUCUAUCCUGCCAUUGAGUUGAGUCACAAGAAAGGGCACUACCACUUAAUUGUCGAAGCAAGGGAUGGCAAAGGAUCCGGACCAUAUUCAGACACAGCAGAGAUCUCCAUUGAGGUCAGCAGUGUGAAUCAACAUCGCCCGGUGUUCAUAAUGCCAGCCAUUAAUAAAGCUCUCAUUGAAAUUCCCUUCAAUGUUGUUGAACCAGAUUAUCUAGUCAUGACUGUUAAGGCCACGGAUGAAGACAGUGGUCUCGAUGGGAAGGUCACGUACCACCUACAAGUCAACAAUGAAAAUGUCCAGCAAACUGAAGACUUUAGCAUUGAUGAGCUAUCUGGUGAAUUGCGAACUAAGAGGCAUCUUGAGAGGAAGGUGCAAUCCAAGUAUGAACUUAUUCUCGUUGCAAGAGAUCGAGGGAAGCCAAAACGCUUUGAAACCCUUCGCUUCCUGACAAUUCUACUCGUGGACAUUAAUGAGAAUCGCCCCGAAUUCCCAGAUGCUUCCAAUCCCUACAAGUUCUUCAUUUCUGAGAAUCGCGAAAGGGACGUGAGAAUAGGGAAGAUUCAGGCAAUGUUGCAGGAUAGAACGCAUGAUGAUUCCCCCACAAUUUACUACUACAUCAUGCUGGGCAAUGAAGAUGGAGCUUUCUACAUUGACAAAACCAGUGGGGAUAUCUUCACGAAUAAAUCAUUAGAUCGGGAAGCGGUUGAUUCGUACAAUCUCUUUAUCCUUGCCAGCAAGAAGCCUGAUUUGGUUAUUACAGACGUCGACAGGGAGGGAUACUCAACAAAGGCUCUCGAGAGGGAUAGCACAGUUGCUAAAGUCUGGAUCACAGUACUGGAUGUCAAUGACAAUGCACCUGUAUUCUCACCAGAAGUAUACUAUGCGGGAGUCAGUUCAAAGGCUUCAAUAAAUGAGCUGGUCACCUUAAUGAAUAUUACAGACAAUGACCUGGGUGCAAAUGCAACAAUGGAACUCAUUAUUGUCUCAUCAAAUCUCUACAAAUUUGGUUCCAGUAAAUCCACAGGAUCCAUUGUUCCGAGUCCUUUUGGAAUUUCCAAGGAUGGACGUCUCACGACAGCUGCCUUUAUGGCUGAAUACAAUCAGGAUCGAUUUGUUUUGGAGAUUGUUGCAAAAGAACAAGAACCACCGGAGCGAACGGCAAAAGCAACAGUGCAUGUAUGGAUUUUCAAUCCGGAACAACUUGUACGGGUCAUCCUGUCACGACCACCGUCUGAGGUGAAUCAGGAGCGUGAUGAAAUUGUCUCAGAGCUCUCCAAUGCAACGCAAAAGAGGAUAAUUGUUGAUGAAAUUCGCUACCAUGUGGAUUCAAUGGGAAGAAUUCGGAUGGAUUGGUGUGAUUUGUAUUUCCAUGCUGUUGAUCCGGAAAGCAAGAUGAUUGUACCGGUUGAGGAUGUACUCAAGGUCGUGGAUGCACAUUAUGACUUCCUCAAGGACUACUAUGCAGGAUUUGCAAUUGAGAAUGUCGUACCAGCACAUGCAACGUAUGUUCAGGAGGAAUUUGAUUUAGCUCUGGCAGCUCUAAUUGCCCUCCUAAUUAUCCUCUUCGUGGGUGCUGUGAGCUUCAUUGUACUCUGUUGCUGCCUGAAGCAUUGGGUAAUCUCAAUCCCAAGUGAAACAAGGCGUAAGGAUGCCCUUAUCAAGAAGCAAAUUAUUGAGGAUCUCAAUACAACUGAGAAUCCUCUCUGGAUUGAACAGAAACUAAAGCUCUAUGAGGAGCAAGAGCUAACGAUGCAGGUCUUUUCUGAGCCAGAAGUAAUGAGUACGAACAAUUCAUCAAGUCAGCAAGACGGAUUGCCGCUGACACUCAAUCGACGGGAUUCCUACGAGACGUCUCAGGGUGGUGGAGACAACACAUAUGCCACAAUUCAACCCAGGAACAUCAGUUCCCAAGUCGGAGACAGUUUAGCAGACUAUGCCACACUAAGGAAUCCAAGUGGAGUUCCUUCGAUGUACGAAUUUACGGGAUCAACAUUCCAGGUUCCGCAGCGAGAUCGCUCAGAUUUUGUCACAGAGCUAAUUUGACAUUAAAAAACCCAUCACAGAAAAGGAAGAAUCUCGCCAGAGAAAAAAAGAAAAAUAAUAUAAAGAAAAAAAAUAAAUUCAACUUUAUGUUCUCCCGUGCUGGAAUUUUUAUAUCAACGACAAUAAAUUAAGAGAAAUUCAUUUUAUUUAUUGAAACGUUAAGAGAAAGAAAAUUUUAUUAUUAUAUUGUGCGAAUGCGGUGUGAUUUUGCGGAAGGAUGCGAAUGAAUAAAUGUCUUUAAAUGACUGAUAGUAGUUAAAUUAUUUUUAUAAAAAUAAAAAAAAAAUAUAAGAAAAGAAAAUGAUAUGGUAUGAGAUAUUGGUAUUGUGCUAAUGGAAUACCUAAAUAAAAAAAAAUGUUUAAAAAUUUAGUGUAAAUUCGAAAUAUUGACGAAUCAUUCUUUUUGACUAAAAACUAAAGACUGGAGCAGGUGCAGAAGAUUAUCUUAUUAUUUGAAAUAAAAUUAUUUAUGAGUGGAGGAUUUUUGUGUCGUAACAUUUUAAUUAAAUAAAGUAGUUUAUUCGGAUAGAAAUAACUGCAAUUCAUCCUCACUUCUAAAAAUAGUCUUGCUGCCAUGAAAAAAAAACAAUACACUUUGCAGUUUCCUGUACGAGAGUUAUUAUUUUAAAUUCGUAAGGAAAAAAAAUUAAUUUAUUUUUGAUUGCAAACAUUAAGCUAUAAUCCACGCAGUAUAAAAUUUCCAGAACAGACUUCAGUGUCAUCAAAGAAUUUAAGACAUUCCAAAGGUCGUGUGUAAUGAAUUUCUGUUUAGGAAGACUUUUUUUUAAACGUUUUUUAGGCUUUUGAAAGACAAGGAAAAUAAUCAAAUAAAUCUUUACAAUUAUAUUCAAUUUGUUGAAAAUGUAUUAUAGUAGAUUUAGAAUUUUCAGGUAAAACGUAAAGAAUAAGAUUAUAUCUUGCAUAGAAUUUAUUUUUGGGUGCUUUCCAGCAUUUGCCAGCAAAGUCUUCAAAACAAAAAAAACCCGGCAAUGUUUUCUCAAGAUUUAAUUAGGUCAACUACUACUAUUCUCUCAUAGACAAAAUCAUUUAAGAGCAAUAAGAAUAAAUUUGCAUAAAAUUACAACAAAAAAAAACAAUUCUUACUGUUCUAGAAUGUUUUCUUUUCUCUUAAAAACAAACUAAUGAAUAUUCCUACAUAUUUAAUAAAAAAAAUAUGUAAAUGCCGAAAUAUUUGAAAAGAAUUUAUCGCUUCUGCUCCAGUCUUAAUUGCAUUUUAGUCAUAAAGAAGUAUAGGAGAUGAAAAAGAAAAUUCUACGCCACUUUUGCGCGAUUGCAAAGGAAAAGAGAAGAAAAAAAUGUUGAAUGUUGGCCACUUUUUGGGACGAAAGAAAUAAAUACUCUUCGUGUAAUUUCUUGGUAAUUAAUAAACAUUUUUAUUUA